AAGACGCAACUCGCUUCAGUCUCCACCAGUUGCGGUUGAAAACGAACGUAUAAAAUGUGUAAUGUGUGCACUCGCGAUUCGCCCAUUGAGGCACCGGUUAAACAAAGCCAACCGAAUAGAACCCUGGAAAGGAUGAAGAGGAAGCACAAAAUUAUUACUAACCCCGCCGAUGAGGAGAAGCAGAAGGAGGUGGCGUAUCAGCCCGAUUUGCUGGCCGUUUCCACCCAAUUGACGAAAGUCGUGUACGAUACAGCGAAAGACCUGAUGGUGCGUCUUCAGGAGACUAAGGCAUAUGUCAUUGCAACAAAGACAUCACAGCCGUUCCACGUUGCGCUGGCUAUCUUCGUAGUUGGCGUGUGGUUAAGUCGUCCUGGUACCAGUAGUAACUUGAGAGGUUGGAAGGCUCUCUAUGUAGGCGCUGUCGCCAUACAUUUAGGUGCCCAGAUCUGGAUGACUUUAGUCUCUGGAAUCGUGCUCUACUUCUCUCUCCCACGUCAUGAGUUUGGUCGGGUUCAGACAAUUCUCUUCCCAAUCUACUACGCGUUCAACGCAUCAGUUAGUCUUUUGGCGAUACUUGCGUACUUCCGAACGCAAUGUCUCACACAGUUCGUCAACACAUCCUGGUUACAGCUAGCGUUACUGUUAGUUGUAUUCAGUAUAGAAGCCUACGUGCGAUUCCGUCUCGUCGCACCAAUGUUACGUGCCAAACACGUCAAAACUCAGAUGGAAGAAGCCGCUGGCGGUGGACAAGAGGUUGGCCGUCUUCUCCUUGGCGAGCUGGCCCACUGUCCACGCUACGUCCGAGUUCUGAAGACUUUCAGAGCCUAUCACUCAACCAUCACUAUGGGUACUAUGAUUACUUUGGGUUGCUCCUUUUACUCAACAAUGAUCAUCGUUGACUCCAUGUGUCAUUAAGUUAUUUCAAACCUAUUGAGUGACUGUUCAUCGAUAUUAGAGUAACCCACAGACUUAAAACCGUCGGUUAAGGGAACUUCGAUAUAAGACGGAUUUAGGUCAAAUAUUUACCUCCUUUUUUCGUAAAAUAAUUAUACUGUUUUAAGUAAUCUGUUUACCUUUGCAUACAAAUAUUAUUAUUGCUGAGGUGAGCUGAAUUAUUUGUUUUAUGAAUAUGGGGGUAAAAUUUUAUAGUUACAUUGGCAAAUAGGAAAAUAGGUUCCUAAACUGGCAACAUUGUAAUAAAAUGUUUAUAUAGCUGAUUGGCAAAAUAACUGAGAGAGUUUUUAACCUUGUUUCAACAUAAAUUAUAAAUCAAAGGAAUGUCAAACGUGACAGCGUCACUUUGACUUGAAACGUUAACGUCAAAACGGGGGCUUGUUUGAGACGCCAUAACAGUACACUUGGGUAACUGUUUGUAGGAAGUCGAAAACUUUAUUUGUAUGAAAAUGACUUCGGGUCGACAAAUUUUGAUACAAGUUUAGCAUUCGACUUUCUUAAAGCCCCAAGUUUCUUUCAUAUCUCCACAAAUAUAAUAUUGUCAACGCAGCCGAUUUUUUGAUUUUAAACGAUUAUCUUUUUCUUUCCUUAAAUCCAACCUUAUAAUUAUUAAGACGAAGCCAGGGGUGUCUAUAAGAACGUUUCAAACGCAUUAAUGCAACCUACGAGAUUCAGACUGCGAAGUCUGUCAUUCUUAGUAAAUAUUAAAAAAAGGAUUUUAGGAAAUUGAGAGAAUGUGGAUGUAUUGAUUAAUAAAAGUGUAUUCUUGAAUGUUUGAUACUGUUUAUAUUUAUUUGAUAAUGCAAAACAUAUGUAAAUUAAGCCACAUCUUUAUAGUUCAGAAUGGAAUCUUGUAUAUAAACAGUGAGGUUAGAAAUUCAAAUCCUUUUCGAAUAUCACUAAAGCGCUGGUCGCAAAUUAGUAUGCUUAAAUUAAUUUAGAAAAAUAUUUUAAAACUUGUAAUGCAUGCUCAUUACACAGUAAAAUUAGUUUUAUUUAAAAUAAGUUCUCGGCACCUGUAUUCUUGCCAAUAAGUUAUGUUAUUUAAACAUCGUUGCGACAGCCGAAGCUGCUUGAUAGAAUAAUAAUACACUGCCAGAGAAUUAAACUAUAUAAAGUACUAUGAUUAAUAGACACCUAAUUUAUGAAGUUAUGGAUUCAGAAUUAAUAGAAAAAAAUCUAGUCAGCAAUAUUUAUAUUAUUAUGUGAUUGAGAAAUAACAGUAUUAUUGUUAUUGCUUUUAAUUUAAUAUAGUUCAAUGUUGUAGUAUACAUACUGUCAAAGAAACAUUUAAUCUGUUGAAAAUUUUGAUUUCCAUUUUCAAGCUUAUGUCAUACGAAUGAAGGUCAAGCAGCUUAUAAUGCUUAAGCUGUGGCAAAUUUUUGUAUUUUUCCACAUUAUAAUUAAAUACAUGCAAUGUGUGUAAAAUGUAACGUAGAAUUAUUUAAUUGUAAUAUCGAUGAUCUGAAUGUUAAACUAAGUUUUUGUUAUUUAUUCGAGAGAAUGAUGGAAGAGACGUGGAAUAAAUAAUUAUAGUUACAA
Molecule: messenger RNA, 2496 nt
Organism: Pieris rapae (cabbage white)
Lineage: Eukaryota; Metazoa; Arthropoda; Insecta; Lepidoptera; Pieridae
Product: transmembrane protein 205
Exons: 5
Coding region: 55-915 (286 amino acids)
Source: RefSeq, a predicted model, not a curated record